Lepisosteus oculatus (spotted gar) is the source of this 2154-nucleotide messenger RNA. Lineage: Eukaryota; Metazoa; Chordata; Actinopteri; Semionotiformes; Lepisosteidae. The record is from RefSeq and is a predicted model, not a curated record.
UUUUAUUUACAUGUAGUGUUUUUUAAUCAUUGUGAGUCUUCUAUUAUUAUUUUUGUAACAAAUUAAUUUCCCUGUGUAACUGUAGUAAAAGUGGUGUGGAAGUGGUUUAAAGUAAUGUAGCUGUCGGAUUUCUUUCCAACUACCAGCACUACACUGCAAAAAGAUUUCCAGAACACAAAGACGCAUUGUUAGAAAUCGCUAAUGCCUGGAAUUUAUAAUAACAACGGCUGUCUUACGGUUACCGUCCUUUCCCUACUUAAAUCUGGGAAGUAGUGGGAAGAGACAGUCUAAAGGUCGUUUAUAACCUAACUGUGGUGUGAACGCUAUUUAUUUUAAAGGAAAUGCUUCUAUUAAUUUUACCAAGAUUGUGAUUAGCAUUUCCUGACGUCAACAAUGUCGACAGCAGGCAAAGGAAUACGUAAGAAAAAACCCGUCCCUGCUAAAACCUCUCUCAAUAACCCUUACACCUUGCAAUGGAGCCCGCUGGGGGGAGAAGACAUGCAUUUUGUUCUACAAGUCCUGCAGGAGAAGUUCAAGAAGCUUGGGCUGCAGAGGAAAGAGGAGGCUAGGAAGAUACGGAAGUGGCGCAAAAAAAAGCCAAAGCCCAGUACCGAAAAGCCCGUCACCGAGCCUCCCCCGAAAGCAGAGGGAGAGAUUGCCGGUCCUCCAGAUUUUAAGCAGCAAGGAUGGACUGAUCCUGCUCUUAGACAACAGCUUGCAAUAGGCAUCAAUGAAGUAACCAGGGCCUUGGAGAGGAAUGAGCUUUGCUUGGUGCUGGUUUGCAAGUCUGCCAAGCCCAACCACAUGACCAAUCACCUGAUUCCACUCAGCGAGACCAGGGCAGUGCCAGCUUGUCAGGUGCCCCGUCUCAGCGAGAACAUAGCCUCCCUUCUAGGCCUGAAGUGCAUCCUUGCCCUGGGCUUCAAGAGGGACUCGGAGACCUUUGGCGACGAAGUCAGAGCCAUAACUCCAAAAGUACCUCCGUUCCAGGCGUCGUGGAUUCCAGCUCGAGCCGAGACGAAGGCUGCCGCGGAGCAGGCCCCCUCAGGGGAGCGCGCGGAGAGCGAACCCGCCACCAGCCGGAAACGGAAGGUCGAUGUGUGCAGCCCAGAGGUGGAGGAGCAGCUUGGGACCACUACGCUGGCAUCCCUACAACCUCUUAAAAUAAGAAAAGUGAUUCCCAAUCCUAAUAAGACUCGCAAACCGAAGCGGAAAACCAGUCAGAAGCUAAAGGGCUAGAAGUGAGCUUUUGGGGCAUUAUUGUCCAAAUUCAGGCUGAAUGCCAAUGUCUGCCAUGUUUGGAACAAGUGUAAAAGCUGGUGAUUUCCGAGUUAAGAAUGAAACAGAGGAGACCCUGAUUGAGGAAACUACUUUGGUGGCUGCAAACGGGAGCAAAAAGAUUUCAGUGUUGUUUACAAGACUUCAAAUUUUAGACUUAUCUCAAAUAAUAUUUUACUGCUUUCUGUUGGCCAUGGGGUAAACAUAGUGGGCAGCUCUGGUCCUUGGGUAUCUUGCGAGAUGUUUAGAUAGGGAAUGCACCAUCCGACAAAAGCUGCAGUGUAGGUUGUGUAUGUUACUCCCUUACAUGUACAUAACUCUACAUUUGACACUUCUUCUCUGCAUGCAGGGCAGCCUUUUACAGCAGUUUAGUUUGAAAUGUAUUUGCCAGCAACCAAGUUUUGAAACAUUUGUUUCAACUACACCUUCAGGUUUGGUUCAGUUUUAAUUUUUCAGCCAAGAAGAAAUGCUGUUUUUUAUCAUACUUUCCUUAUAAAAUGGUUAAGGUCACCUACAUUUCAGAUGGCAUCUAUAUGCAUAUUAGAUAUGCUAACCAUUACUGUAUAAAACAUAAAAAAAAACAUUUUCCCACAAGUGAAUAGCAAAUAUUCAUAAAGAGAAUGUGCUGUAUCACUUACAGUGUUGAAAUGUUUUAUUAUUUUUGUCCAUUGGUACGAUAUAUACUCACCACAGAAAAAAGACCUUUAAGGUUUGGAUGAAUUUAUUCAAUCAAAUAUCCAUGCUGGUAAACCUUAACAUGUAUUUCAAACAAUAAGUUAUCUGGAUGAUAGUCAUGUUAAACGGUGCUGGUUCGUGCCCUUUAGUUCUUUCACAAAUUGUUACUGGCUUUAAUAAAAUAAGUUUUCCGUAAAAUAA